Messenger RNA from Sabethes cyaneus, 420 nucleotides. Its product is annotated as circumsporozoite protein-like. The record is from RefSeq and is a predicted model, not a curated record. NCBI's taxonomy places the organism in Eukaryota, Metazoa, Arthropoda, Insecta, Diptera, Culicidae. The transcript has 2 exons. Bases 1 to 420 code for a protein of 139 amino acids.
AUGUGUGUAGGAAAGUUUAUAGAUAUCCAAGUAAUACAUAAGUUAGCCAACGCCAACGCCAACGCCAGCGCCAGUGCCAACGCCAACACCAACACCAACACCAACACCAACACCAACACCAACACCAACACCAACACCAACACCAACACCAACACCAACACCAACACCAACACCAACACCAACACCAACACCAACACCAACACCAACACCAACACCAACACCAACACCAACACCAACACCAACACCAACACCAACACCAACGCCAACGCCAACGCCAACGACCGGGCAGCCAACGAACCGUCAUCGCUCGGUAUACCGGUGGAACGAGAUUAUCGGUCUCCUCCAUUCCAGACGCCACAGAGUGAGAAGGCAAGUGCAGAGGGCUCGAACCGAGACGGAUGUCGAAGCGCGUGGGGUUGA